UCUUUCUCGACAAGAUGGCCACACCGGCGGUACCAGUAAGUGCUCCUCCGGCCACGCCAGCCCCAGUCCCGGCGGCGGCCCCAGCCUCGGCCCCAGCCUCAGUUCCAGCGCCAACGCCAGCACCGGCUGCGGCUCCGGUUCCCGCUGCGGCUCCAGCCUCAUCCUCAGACCCUGCGGCAGCAGCGGCUACAACUGCGGCUCCUGGCCAGACCCCGGCCUCAGCGCAAGCUCCAGCGCAGACCCCAGCGCCCGCUCUGCCUGGUCCUGCUCUUCCAGGGCCCUUCCCCGGCGGCCGCGUGGUCAGGCUGCACCCAGUCAUUUUGGCCUCCAUUGUGGACAGCUACGAGAGACGCAACGAGGGUGCUGCCCGAGUUAUCGGGACCCUGUUGGGAACUGUCGACAAACACUCAGUGGAGGUCACCAAUUGCUUUUCAGUGCCGCACAAUGAGUCAGAAGAUGAAGUGGCUGUUGACAUGGAAUUUGCUAAGAAUAUGUAUGAACUGCAUAAAAAAGUUUCUCCAAAUGAGCUCAUCCUGGGCUGGUACGCUACAGGCCAUGACAUCACAGAGCACUCUGUGCUGAUCCAUGAGUACUACAGCCGAGAGGCCCCCAACCCCAUCCACCUCACUGUGGACACAAGUCUCCAGAACGGCCGCAUGAGCAUCAAAGCCUAUGUCAGCACUUUAAUGGGUGUCCCUGGGAGGACCAUGGGAGUGAUGUUCACACCUCUGACAGUGAAAUACGCAUACUAUGACACUGAACGCAUCGGAGUUGACCUGAUCAUGAAGACCUGCUUUAGCCCCAACAGAGUGAUUGGACUCUCAAGUGACUUGCAGCAAGUUGGAGGGGCAUCAGCUCGCAUCCAGGAUGCCCUGAGUACAGUGUUGCAAUAUGCAGAGGAUGUACUGUCUGGAAAGGUGUCAGCUGACAAUACUGUGGGCCGCUUCCUGAUGAGCCUGGUUAACCAAGUACCGAAAAUAGUUCCCGAUGACUUUGAGACCAUGCUCAACAGCAACAUCAAUGACCUUUUGAUGGUGACCUACCUGGCCAACCUCACACAGUCACAGAUUGCCCUCAAUGAAAAACUUGUAAACCUGUGAAUGGACCCCAAGCAGUACACUUGCUGGUCUAGGUAUUAACCCCAGGACUCAGAAGUGAAGGAGAAAUGGGUUUUUUGUGGUCUUGAGUCACACUGAGAUAGUCGGUUGUGUGUGACUCUAAUAAAUGGAGCCUACCUUUUGUAAAUUAA
Messenger RNA from Pan troglodytes (chimpanzee), 1249 nucleotides. RefSeq names its product eukaryotic translation initiation factor 3 subunit F (gene EIF3F). NCBI's taxonomy places the organism in Eukaryota, Metazoa, Chordata, Mammalia, Primates, Hominidae. Gene Ontology annotation, biological process: translational initiation. Gene Ontology annotation, cellular component: eukaryotic translation initiation factor 3 complex, eIF3m. The record is from RefSeq and is marked provisional. Gene Ontology annotation, molecular function: translation initiation factor binding; metallopeptidase activity; translation initiation factor activity.